Ceratitis capitata (Mediterranean fruit fly) is the source of this 2495-nucleotide messenger RNA. It is a transcript of the gene cDIP, whose product is annotated as insulin-like growth factor-binding protein complex acid labile subunit. The record is from RefSeq and is a predicted model, not a curated record. The transcript has a single exon. Gene Ontology annotation, cellular component: extracellular matrix. NCBI's taxonomy places the organism in Eukaryota, Metazoa, Arthropoda, Insecta, Diptera, Tephritidae. The coding region runs from base 66 to 1919 and encodes 617 amino acids. Gene Ontology annotation, molecular function: protein binding.
UAAUAAUUAAAAAUUAAAAUAAUUAAGGAUAUUAAAAUUAAAUUAAUUAAUAAAUUGUGCAAACAAUGCUUGCAAAACGCAAAUUCGCCAACUCGCUACUUUUCAUUUUCGCACUCUGCCUACUCGCGCCGCGUACCGUGCACAGUGCAGAAGCAUAUGAUGACGACACAGAAGACGCCAGCACAGUAGAGGAAAGCGUCGAGCUCAGCCUGCUAUCGGCCGAAGUUAUUGACGGCAUACGAGAGAACACCGCUGAGACCACAACGACCACAGCGACCUCAACGAUGAACUUAGAAACUACAACCACAACAACACAACUGGCGAACGAUGUUGAAAAGAGAAACGAUUACGAAGAUAUUCGUCCACAAUUGCGUUACAUCAAAACACUGGAUGAUAAUUGUCUGGAGGGCUUUUGUUACAAUUUCCACUACGGCGACCUGAAUGAGGUGGCCUUUUUCGAUGUGAAAACCGAAGUGCGCAUCAAUAAGGACGAGACCACCUAUGAUAUUGUGAAUGCGCGUAAUUAUGAUACGCUCGUUUUUGAAAAUUCAACAUUUGCACGUUUUCCACUACAUCUCUUCUAUGCGGUGAGUGUUAAGGAGUUAGAUGUGCGUAAUUGUUCCAUAAAAGCGGUGACGUGGGAAUGUUUCUUAAUGGCACAAGGCUUACGUAUACUGCUGCUCUCUAACAAUCGCUUGGAAUCAAUCGAACCGGGCACGUUCGACUUUGCCAACGAUCUGCAAUAUCUUUUUCUCGACUCGAAUCGCUUAAGCAAUUUGCAGCGUGAAAGUUUUAAGGGUCUCACACAGUUACGUUAUUUGGAAAUGAGUCGCAAUCAAUUGACAGAAUUACCGAAUGGUCUAUUCGAUACGCUCACCGCUUUGGAGGAGCUACGUUUGGAUGAUAAUCGUUUGCGUAAGCUUACGAAUAAAAUUUUCCCCAAUAAUUUAAAUUUAUUAAUACUAUCGGCUGGUGCUAAUCGACUAGAGGAAAUAGAAGAUCACACCUUUCGACGACAAGAUAAGCUCAUCAUUCUGGAUGUCACAAAUAAUCCGGAGCUGCGCACGCUCGUCUUGUUGCUGCAGUUACAGAAUUUGGCAGCCUCCAAUUGUGCGUUGACACGUGUCAAUAUUUACGGUUAUGUGCGUAAUGUUGACCUCAGUAAUAAUCGCAUAACAGAGUUGUACUUUGCUCAACCCGAUGUACUCACGACAUUGUCACUGCGCAACAAUUCGCUCGAACAGAUUGCCUCGUUGUCCCGUGCAACAAACUUACAAGUCCUCGAAUUGUGUGAUAAUCCCAAUAUGAGCACGCUGCCCUCACCAUGGCUCGCCAAUUCCUUGACACGCUUGAAUCUCGGCAAUACUGGCUUGAAACAAUUACCCGUCGAGGCCAUCGCCGAGCAAACACAACUUAUAUAUCUCAAUGUCUCGCACAAUCACUUGCGCGAGAUCAAUCCGCAGAACUUUAAAUAUUUGGAGAAUUUAACGCGAUUCGAUAUACGUGGCAACGACUGGAAUUGCUACAAUUUGAAUGUACUCAUGGAUAUGCUAUUAAAACCGCAUGCAAUUAUCUAUGGCAAUGAUGACAUGGAUGCCGAAUUCCCGGGUGAAUACAUCAAUGGCAUUGCUUGUAUGUAUCGCAUCGAGAAUUGGUCAGUGGAUGACUCAGCAGCGGCUGCGGGUAGUGACCAGCAAACGAUGGAGUCGAUGGGGAAUACGGUUUUUCGUUUGGCACAAUUACAGAAACAACCACAGGAAGAGGUGGAGAGUUUACGUAGAGAGCUGAAAGCUAUUGUAAGCAUUUAUGAGCAAAAGUUCGAUCGUGCCUUUCAGUUGAUCGAAGACUUGAAUGCGCGUCUGCGUGCUUUUGAGAACUUGAAUGCAACACUGUUCCAACAUGUUACGAUAACGGUUUAAAGGCUGUUUUGAAAUUAAAAUUUUUAUAAAGUAAAGAAAUAAAUUAAAUAUUACAUUACAUUAAUAUGGAUAUCACACUGAGGAGCAUAAAUUAGGCUUAAUGAGAAGAUAAUUUUAAGCAGCGUUGCCACAUGUAAAAAAAACUUAUUUCAAAUAAUUGAUUUGUUACAUUACAUUUUAUACAUUAAUAUAUGGUAUUAAAGUAAUAUUUGAAGAGCUUAAUGGUGAGGAAAUUUUUUGGGAGGAGAGUUGCCACCAGCUUGUAAAAGUUAGUUCAAUUUAGACAAUUUCUGAUUAAUUGAAAUGUUAUAUUGAGGAUGCUGAACUCAAUGGAAUUUCAAAGGAUUACAGCGACAAAUAUUUCCGAGGGUUGCCACCUUUUCAAAAUUUUAAAUACAAUCAAAUUUUAAAAAUUAUAAGUGAUGAAAUGCGGGUAUGAAACAGAAGAGCACAAAUAAAAGCUUAAUGACAAUAUAAUUUUGAGAAGCGUUGCCACAUUUAAAAAAAAUUUUAAGGAAUCGAUUUGUUUUAUGACUAAUUUUUCGUUAAUAAAAUAAAUAUAUGGUAUUCGCGUAA